This is a messenger RNA of Pteropus alecto (black flying fox), 1462 nucleotides long. It is a transcript of the gene NCS1, whose product is annotated as neuronal calcium sensor 1. Gene Ontology annotation, molecular function: calcium ion binding; calcium sensitive guanylate cyclase activator activity. The record is from RefSeq and is a predicted model, not a curated record. The transcript is spliced from 7 exons. NCBI's taxonomy places the organism in Eukaryota, Metazoa, Chordata, Mammalia, Chiroptera, Pteropodidae. The coding region runs from base 230 to 760 and encodes 176 amino acids.
CCUUUGGUUUUCUUUAUGUUUUCAAUCUUUUAGAAUCCCUCAGUAACACACAGCCCCUGUGGAGAAGUGAGCUCUGAGGGAGCACGGGGGACAUAAUGGGCCCUAUCUCGGCAUCCAGGGCCAUCUGGUGACAGUGGAGUGUGCCCCCCACGUGGAUCGCUGCGUCCUGGCGCCAGGCAGGUCCCCUCCUCCUGCCCAGUGCCUCAUCCUGGUCUGGAGGCCUGGGGUCAUGGGCCAGGUCUCGGCCCCGAAAGGCUUGGCCCUGGGCUGGCCCAGGUACAAAGGCUUCAUCAAGGACUGCCCCAGCGGGCAGCUGGACGCAGCUGGCUUCCAGAAGAUCUACAAGCAGUUCUUUCCAUUUGGGGACCCCACCAAGUUCGCCACAUUUGUUUUUAACGUCUUUGACGAAAACAAGGACGGGCGGAUUGAGUUCUCUGAGUUCAUCCAGGCGCUGUCGGUGACCUCGAGGGGAACCCUGGACGAGAAGCUGCGGUGGGCCUUCAAGCUCUAUGACUUGGAUAACGACGGCUACAUCACCAGGAACGAGAUGCUGGAUAUUGUGGACGCCAUUUACCAGAUGGUGGGCAACACCGUGGAGCUCCCCGAGGAGGAGAACACGCCUGAGAAGAGAGUGGACCGCAUCUUUGCCAUGAUGGACAAGAACGCCGACGGCAAGCUGACAUUGCAGGAGUUCCAGGAGGGGUCCAAGGCGGACCCGUCCAUCGUGCAGGCUCUGUCCCUCUAUGACGGGCUGGUAUAGUCUAGGCCCAGAGCUGGGAUGCCUGGGAACCACGCGCCUCCUCCUGUGCCAUGAGGCCACCUCAGCCCUGAUGCCGCCCUCCCACGUCCACCCAGCCUUUCUCCGCAUCCACACCCAGCCAGGCUGCCCUGGAACCGCGAGGCCCGGCCCUCGGCCCCCCUGCCCCGCACCUACCCACCGCCCGAAGCCACUGGCUCCAGUUGCCAACAACCUCUGCUUGUCUGGAAAACAACAACACGAGACGGAAAAGGCUUCAGCCCUCUCUGCAAAACCAAGGCCUCAGCUGCUUUGCAGGCAGCCUCGGUCCCUCCCGCUCUCCUGCCUGUGUGCUUCGUUUUUUUGUUUUUAUUUCAAAUAGACAUUGAAAACAAAAAAAAAAACUACCUUCUGUUCUAGAAGAUUCGGACCGACAGAUGGGAAGAAGGCCUUGGGGACCUUAGAGAACUCUGCCUCGUCCUUCAGUCGCUGAGAGGCCACGGAUGUCAUGACCUGACCGCGGGUGGGCUGGGGGGUUUGGUGGGGGGGGGGCUGCCUGAUUAACGUUAUUUGUCAUCCCAUCCUGAAGCAGCAAACCACCUGCGAAGCCAGGGGCAUCGAUUAGGAUGAUGAUGAUUUUUGUGAUAACAGUAUUGUGCUUUUCGUGGGGAAAGUGAGGUUUUGUUUUGUUUUUUUUAUAUAUACAUAUAUAACUGAUACCUUUUA